AACUCACACGAGUGUUGGAUCUUAUCUUAGCUUUGCCUUGCUCAAAAGAACUCUUCAAAGGCGUCUGACUAUUAACAGUUGUUUUCUUGUAUAAAGCUGGAAACGAUUUCGAAAGUAUCUUUAAAAUCUUGACGUACGUCGGUCCACGGUGAAACAAAAGUUCAAGAGCUGUUGCUUCUCUUGAAAGGCGUGGCCGUCCAGGAAAGAUGACUGCCCGAUGCUCAAUGAGGCUCGGAGGACGUCGGCGAGCUCUCAAGAAAACAUUCGGAUGUCAUACACACUGGAAGCAGUCGGUCAGCAUGCAGGGGGAGAAGCCGAAGCCAUGCAGGCGCGCUACUCCGUCUCCAGCCCGAACUCCCUCGGAGUCGUGCCGUACAUCGGCGGCGACCCGGGCUACUACCGAGCCGCGGCCGGUGGCGGGUACACGGGCAUGCCGGCGCCCAUGAACAUGUACACCCACGCCGCGCACGACCAGUACCCGGCGGGGAUGGCGCGCGCCUACGGACCUUACGCCCCUCAGCCUCAGCCGAAGGAUAUGGUCAAGCCGCCGUACAGCUACAUCGCGCUCAUCACCAUGGCCAUCCAGAACUCGCCCGACAAGAAGGUGACCCUCAACGGGAUUUAUCAGUUCAUCAUGGAGCGCUUCCCGUUCUACCGGGACAACAAGCAAGGCUGGCAGAACAGCAUCCGCCACAACUUGUCCCUCAACGAGUGCUUCGUCAAAGUGCCGCGCGACGACAAGAAACCCGGCAAGGGCAGCUACUGGACCCUGGACCCGGACUCGUAUAACAUGUUCGAGAACGGCAGCUUCCUACGCAGGCGGCGGCGCUUCAAGAAGAAGGACGUGCUGAAGGAGAAAGAGGACCGGCUGCAGAAGGACGCGCCGGCCCGCCAGCAGCAGCAGCAGCAGCCCCGGGACCAGGAGCAGGCCGCCUCGCAACCCGUCCGCAUCCAGGAUAUUAAGACUGAGAACGGCAGCGUCACCCCCCCGCAGGCCAACUCCCCGUCCUUGAGCGCCGUGCCCAAGAUCGAGAGCCCGGACAGCAGCAGCAUGUCCAGCGGGAGCCCGCAUGGCAGCAUCCCGUCCGGCCGCUCCAUGGUGGCCAUGGAGCCCCCGGAGCAGCAGCACCACCACCACCAGCAGCAGCAGCAGCAGCACCAGGCGCAGGGCUUCAGCGUAGACAAUAUCAUGACCUCCCUGCGGGGGUCCCCGCAAGGGGCUCCCGAACUGCCCCCCGCAAGGACAGGCAUUGCCCCGUCGUUGACGCUCAGCUACUCCCCGAGUCAGACGUCCGCGUACAGCUCCGCCUGCACCCAGAACUCCAUCUCCACUACCUCCAACGCCACCUACCAUUGCAACAUGCAGGCCAUGAGCCUGUACGCCGGCGAGCGGGCCAGCCACCUGGCCGCCCCCAGCACCACCGUGCAGGAGGACGCCCUGCCCGACUACUCUGUCACCACCACCGCGUCGUCGCUGCAGGGCCACGGCGGCCUCAACUCGGGCCAGGACGGCCACCCGCACGCGCACCAGGGCAGGCUGACCUCGUGGUACCUCAACCAGGCCGGGGACCUGGGCCACCUGGGCGCGGCCUACCCGGCGGCGGCGGCCCAGCAGCAGAACUUCCACGCGGUGCGAGAGAUGUUCGAGUCCCAGAGAAUUGGCUUGAACAACUCGCCGGUCAACGGGAAUAACAGCUGCCAGAUGUCCUUCCCCCCGAGCCAGUCCAUCUAUCGCACUUCGGGAGCUUUUGUCUACGACUGCAGCAAGUUCUGAUUUUUAAAAACAAAAACAAAAAACCAAACAACCUGAUCGUCAAGUCCCGACGUCCAGUGCACCCCCCGCCCCAAUACUGUCCUAUUCAGUCCUUCGCCAUCCUCACCAAAAUGGACUAACAUGAGACAGAACACAAACAAACAAACAAAAACAUGUUUCUAAACAGUGUUACAGCAAAUAACACGUAAGUCUCUUUAUUUUUUUGUUUUUUGUUUUUUUUUGUUUAACAUGUAAAAAAAAAAAAAACUUUUCCAUGGACGUGUAACUUGCAUAUAGUAAUUUAUUUUCAAACUGUAGCCAGGAUAUUAUGGGCCAAACACACGCGCGCGAACACACACACACACACACACACACACACACACACCACACACACACACACACACACGACAGUGUUUCCUAAACUGAUCUACCCCAAUAAAAAAAAAAAAAAAAAAAAAAAAAAGUUCCAUUAUAAAAGUGACUGAAGGAACGUUUAUAUCGCCGUAUACUAUUUGGAAAAAGUCAUCAACAUGUUGAUAAGUAUUUUUAUUUUAUUUUUUUGGAAGGAUUUUUGCUUGUUUGUUUAAUAAAUGUUCAUUUUAUGUGA
Messenger RNA from Syngnathoides biaculeatus (alligator pipefish), 2360 nucleotides. RefSeq names its product forkhead box C1a (gene foxc1a). Gene Ontology annotation, molecular function: DNA-binding transcription factor activity, RNA polymerase II-specific; RNA polymerase II cis-regulatory region sequence-specific DNA binding. The transcript has 3 exons. The record is from RefSeq and is a predicted model, not a curated record. NCBI's taxonomy places the organism in Eukaryota, Metazoa, Chordata, Actinopteri, Syngnathiformes, Syngnathidae. Gene Ontology annotation, biological process: cell differentiation; regulation of transcription by RNA polymerase II; anatomical structure morphogenesis. Bases 218 to 1774 code for a protein of 518 amino acids.